AUGCCUGGCCGCCUUUGGAAUUGUGAUGAAACUGGACUAUCUUAUGUAGUAAAGCCUAAUAAAGUAGUCACUGCUAUUGGUAAACGUUAUGUUUAUAAAAGAACUUAUGCUGAUCGUGGAGAAACGCAUACACUUUUAGGAUGUGUAUGUGCCAAUGGAUCAUGGAUUCCACCUUUAAUUAUAUUCAAAGGCGUUAGAUGGAACGAUAAUCUUAAAGCUGGUUGUUUACCAAACUGUAUGGUAAAAUUAUCUCCAAAAGGAUGGAUUAAUAGUGACUUAUUUUUGGAAUGGUUUAAAUUUUUUAUUGAUUCUAUUCCAAGUGAACGACCUGUGAUAUUAUUCAUGGAUUCACAUGCAUCACACAUUAACAUGGAUGUUAUAUUACUUGCAAAAGAAAAUGAAAUAUAUUUAUUUACAUUUCCAGCUCAUACUAGUCAUUUAUUACAAUCACUAGAUGUAGGAAUAUACAAGCCACUUAAUGGCAUUUGCCCUUUAAAUAAAAAUGCCAUUCUUCCAGAAGCAAUAGCUCCACCUCAAUUGACAAACAGAGAGAUUCAAAGUACAGAAAUUCAACCACACAGUAAUACUGCUAUACAAGCUACCUAUGUUAAAAAGAAACCAUGUGAUUUAAGUAAAGUGAGACAAGUGCAGGUGAAGUGGAACAAGCGAGUAACUAACAACAUGUUGACAAAAAAUAUUAUUUAA
This is a messenger RNA of Hydra vulgaris (swiftwater hydra), 705 nucleotides long. The record is from RefSeq and is a predicted model, not a curated record. Lineage: Eukaryota; Metazoa; Cnidaria; Hydrozoa; Anthoathecata; Hydridae.